Molecule: messenger RNA, 4602 nt
Organism: Mustela erminea (ermine)
Lineage: Eukaryota; Metazoa; Chordata; Mammalia; Carnivora; Mustelidae
Gene: LRIT3
Product: leucine rich repeat, Ig-like and transmembrane domains 3
Exons: 5
Coding region: 831-2600 (589 amino acids)
Molecular function (GO): protein binding
Source: RefSeq, a predicted model, not a curated record
CAGGAUAUACCCAGAUACAUAUAAUAUAUAUAUGUGUUUGUAUGUGUUUAUAAAACCUAAAUCCUUGAUUGUCAAUUGCUAGGAUUUUCCAUCUAGUGUAUAUGGAGGUAGUUUUUAAUGAUUGAAUUUCAUUUUUAUUUUUGGUGGAUGGAGCCUAAUUUUGCUAAAAGACAUGACAGCUGAUCUUCAGAUAUGGCUUGAUGCCUAUAUUGAAAAACUACUUAAGAAUAAAAUAUAUUCCUGAACAGAGAUCAUGGCCUUUGUUAGAAACUGCUGGGAUAACCUUACACUGCCCUGAAAUGACCUGGGAAAGCCAGAGUCUUAGUCCUGCCACUCGGUGGUGGAUUGAAGCAUUUUGCCCAAAAAAUCUAGGUACUUGAUUUUGUUAACUUUGUUUUUGGAGACUAUAAAUGCAAAAAAAAAAAAAAUUAUAAUGUUAUAAAUAAUCUGCAGUAUUUUCUAGCGUCUGCUAAAAGACAAUUAUUCUUAACAUGAAGUGUAUCUUCAAGAUAAUAGUAGCAAUUACAUCCAUAGAAAAAGGACUUAAUAACCACUACCUUACAAAUCUGGAUAUGAGAACCUUUUGAAAUUUUCUUGACAUGUGCUUGAGUCUCAUUUUCCUUAGAACGUGGUACUGAGUUGAAACCAUAUUCAAAGGCUAGGUCGAUUGAUCCCCUGUAAAAUACACUUGAAGGUUAAGUAACUACAGAGCUCGGCUAAUCCCAUGUAAUCUGCUGUUACUAAAUGGCUGUCUGUAUUCCUGGCACACCAGUUUCUGAAGCUUAGGAUUUGGUUCUUACUUUUUGUUCAAAUAACCUCUAGAAGGAGCGAUGCGUCUUCCCGCAUGUUUGUGCAUUGUCCUUAUUAGCUUUUCGGAGGGAGUGAGCUGUUCGUGUCCUUCGCAGUGCACCUGCGAUGAUCAAGGCAGAAAUGACGGCACGGGAUCCAGGUCGGUUCUAUGUAAUGACAUGGAUAUGAACGAGGUCCCUAUGAACUUCCCCGUGGACACUGUGAAGCUGCGGAUAGAGAAGACUGUGGUCCGCAGAAUCCCCGCAGAGGCCUUCUACUACCUGGUGGAGCUCCAGUACCUUUGGGUGACUUACAAUUCCGUGGCCAGCCUUGAGGCCAGCAGCUUUUACAACCUCAAGCAGCUACAUGAGUUGCGCUUGGAUGGAAAUUCUCUGGCUGCUUUCCCUUGGGCGUCUCUGCUGGACAUGCCCCAUCUGAGGACCCUGGACUUGCACAACAACAGAAUAACCAGUGUGCCAAAUGAGGUGGUCAGGUACCUGAAGAACCUUGCCUACUUGGAUUUAUCGAGCAAUAGGCUGACCACACUACCACCGGAUUUCCUGGAGAGCUGGUCCCACUCACUUACAUCAUCACGGAGCUUGGAACUUACACCACGAAGAAUUGUUCUUGGUCUGCAGGACAACCCUUGGUUCUGUGACUGCCACAUUUCCAAAGUGAUCGAGCUGUCAAAAGUUGCUGACCCUGCUGUAGUGCUGCUUGAUCCUCUAAUGAUUUGUAGCGAUCCUGAGCGCCUGACAGGGAUUUUGUUUCAGCGGGCUGAGCUGGAGCAGUGUCUGAAGCCGUCUGUUAUGACCUCGGCCACCCAGAUCACAUCUGCCCUGGGCAGUAAUGUUCUGCUGCGGUGUGAUGCUACUGGGUACCCUACUCCACAGCUCACAUGGACCAGGUCUGACAGCUCACCAGUUAAUCACACAGUAAUUCAGGAAUCUCCAGGGGAAGGAGUCAGAUGGUCCAUAAUAAGCUUGACAGGCAUUUCUUAUAAGGAUGCUGGGGAUUACAAAUGUAAGGCCAAAAAUUUGGCUGGAAUGUCAGAAGCUGUGGUUACUGUGACAGUGGUUGGUGUUGUCACGACUACUCUAUCAUCAGAUAUCUCUGAAAGAACUAGAGAUCACCCUGAGGAAGAAGUCCAGCCAGGAUCUAGAGCUACGUCCCUACCUGGUUCACGGUCAUCUGCCUGGCCUUCUUCCUUCCCUGCUUCUUCCAUUUUUCUUUCUACUUCUACUUCAUCUCCUCCCUCCGCUGCUUUCUUCUCCUCAUCUGCUUUCCCCUCCUCCAUCAUGUCUUCAGUCACAACUCCAAGCAACAGAAUUUCAACAAGCCCCACCAUCGCCAGCCAGCAGUCACUCCAGCUCCGCCCCGAUGGGAAAAGAAAUUUAAAGGUGGAAGUAGGUAGAAGUAAGCUUCCCUCAGCUAGUGCAAGUAAAAAAGAAGAGUUGGCAUCAGUGAAUCAAAUGACACCAAUGGAAAAGAAUGCCACAGUAGAAAAUCUCAGGAUAGUCCGUGAGACUGAAGAGAGUGUGACUUUGAUGUGGAACACCGUCAAUACCACACACCAGUCUGAGAUGACCGUAUUGUACUCCAAGUACGGUGAGAAAGAGCUGCUGCUGCUGAAUGUAGACUCCAGCAAGAAUCAAGUAACCAUAGAUGGCUUGGAGCCUGGUAGGGAAUACACAGCAUGUGUCUGUCCAAAAGGAGCAUCUCCCCAGAAAGACCAAUGUAUUACGUUUUCUACUGACAGAGUGAAAGAAGACAUCAUGGAAUUCACUGCCAUAUUUAAAAGGUUCAUAUAAACAGACUGCCAAAGCACUACCAUGUUAGAAAUAAUGACUAAAGGAGAAUGUUAUGGACUACUGUGGCAGGUGGCCCCCAAAUUGUAUAAAAGAGGGUUAUCUGUUGAGAAAGGAGACUUGGCCCACCCUGAUGAGGUAAAUUACUGAUGGUCCUCAUAACCAAAAGUCUGCACUUAAUUUUGACCAAAGAGGAGAAGCUAGUUCCUGGUGUGGAGAAGAGAAGGCACUUCUGUCAUCUACAACUUGGUCUUGGCCCAUGAAGUGAGUCCUAAGGAAUGUGUUACUAAUAGUGAAAGAACUAAAAUUGUAAACCAGCUACUUUCUAAAAAUACAUACAUUUGCGGGUAGGCAAAUGAUAUCCGAUGAUAUCACUGCUCUUAUGUUCUUACAAGUAUGCUUUCCUGAGGGGGAGGAAAAGGUUGAUGUAAGCAAGCAGCAUGGAAUUCUGCAUAAUCAACAGCCUGCCAAUGUCACCACCACCAUUGUAGAGAGCAAUCAGAACUGACAUAUAGCCAAUAUAUGUGACAAUUGAAUAUGAUCACACUGUUUUACUUUCAGACAAGAUAUAUUAGACGUUUGUAAAACAUGGGUAAAUGGUGAGGGUGUGUCACCUGGGAGACUAUCACGAAUGAUGUGUUAUCACAUAAAACAUGUUGAGAACUCCAAGCUCAUGGUUUAUGAGGGCUGCCAAAGAAAAUUCUGGACUUUAGAGUCAGACAAGUCCCCUAGAUUUUGGGAAAUUUUUACAAAAAGUUCAAAGACAAAAGAUUUUGACCCAUAGACUUGAGUCUCAAAAAGGGAUUAUGGCUAACAAAGGGAGAUGAUAAAAACCCAAAACCUUUUAGCUGAAUAAUUGUGAAAUAAUUUAAAUAAAACAGACAGGGAAGUUAAACGGCUGUCUACUCAUCUGAAAGUUUAAAUAAUAUAUGUAGAAGGUAUAAAGAAGGAAGAGUGAUCGAGGUGAAGGUAGAAGUGUAGCAAUCUAUUAUGAAAGCACCAUAAACUAAAGGCCCCAAUAAACAGGAUAAAAAAUAUGGUAAAGUUGACCAGAAGGAACUGGAAGGCUUUUAUGUUGUUGUUAAAAAGAAAAAGGAAAUAAGAAGUCUACUGUUUAGAGAUGAUAAGAGAAAGUAUAUCAAAGAAGUAGCAGAAUCAUUCAACUCCUAUUUUUUCUUCUCUUUUCUAAAUGGGUUUUUCAACUGAAUAUGGCGAAGAAACUAACUGAAGUGAAAAUUCUAGCCCAAGGUUGUUAAGCAAUUAGUAAACUAAUUCCAGGAUAUUUUCAAUGAGGCCAGAUAAAUUACCAGGGUGGUAACAAAAUUUUCAGUCAUAAUCUCAGAGCUACUGUUUAGCAGUCUUUGAAAACUCAUGGCAAAUAGGAGAGAGACCACAGACCAUAAGUGACUAACUUUCAUCUUUAUUUUUGAAGAGAAGAAUAGGGUGGGUUCUAGAAAUUAGAGGCAACUUGAUUCAUGCAUGUAGGAUUGACAACAGAUUGUUAAAAGGAUUGAUUCUGAGCAUGCAGAAAUGAAUGUUAUGGUCAUUAGCAGCCAACAAACGUCAACUAAGAAGAAGCUUUAAUAAACCAGUAUGGCUUAUUUUUUUUAUGAGGUUACUAGGCAGACAUCAAAGGACUGCUUAAAAAUCAAAUAGUAGCUAGCUAUGUUAUUUGUCUUGCCUUGGUGGAGUAAUAAGGGUUGCUUCCUCUCAAAAAUGUCUAGUAAUGGCUUUAAAUAACAUGAGAAAGUGUUUGUUAGGAUGCCUUUCCCCCAUUUCCCAUUUUUGUAAAUGACUGGAUGAACACAGACUUCUCAGCUUUGCAGAGGACAUGAAAAUAGACAGGGUAUCUUAUGUUGGUGCUUCUCAAACUUUUCCACAGAAUAUUCUUAAUGGAAGGGGAAAGUAAACAUGUACCUCUGAGAAACCAGGGCAAUUAUCCGAAGUGGCUGCCAAAAGAGAGACAUUUCUCUGAAUUAUUUUGUCUUAAUUAAAAACUAUGUGA